Cuscuta campestris is the source of this 924-nucleotide messenger RNA. The record is from the annotation of a GenBank genome assembly. NCBI's taxonomy places the organism in Eukaryota, Viridiplantae, Streptophyta, Magnoliopsida, Solanales, Convolvulaceae.
AUCGAAUUGCUCAAACUCGUGUUAAAAAUUUAAAAUUAGGUGACGACCGAAUAAAUGGAACAAAAAUGUGCCCGGUGACAAUACAAAAAUAAAUUGCCAGGCUGCCAGCGAUCCAAUAAUUGCAUCGCAAAACCUAAGGUUGCCGUCGAUUGAUCGAUACCGGAGGAGAGAUGAGCGACGGAGGAAAGAGCAGAGGUGCUGUGGCCCCUGGCACCGCCCAAGAGCCGGCGCCGCCGCAUCCUAAUUAUUACUACGGGACGUUUCAAGGAGUGGCCAAUUAUCAAGCUCCUCCGCCUCCGCACUCUCCGCCAGUCAUCGGUUUUCCUCAGCCUAUUCCUCCUGCAGGUGUAUCUGGCGCUCCUCCUCAUUAUUAUCCGCAUGGUUAUCAAGCUGUUCAAGGCUAUGCUGUUGCUGAAGGUAGACCAUUAAGGGAGCACCGGCUACGAUGUUGCGGUCUUGGGCUGGGAUGGUCAUUGUUCAUAGUUGGUUUCUUUCUCGGGGCCAUCCCCUGGUAUAUUGGAGCUUUUAUACUUUUGUGUGUUCGAGUGGACUACAGAGAGAAGCCCGGGCUUGUCGCUUGCACAUUAGCUGCAAUCAUUGCAAUGAUAGCAGUCACCCUUGGAGUAACAAAGGCUACUCAUUCCUGGUGAAGAGGGAAAUCUCAAACGGUGUGAAAAUUUGUGGUUCUAAAUCUAUGUUUGUUUAUCCUUCUAUUAAUAUUAAUAUAAAUUUGUACAGCAGCUGUUAGUUUGAUCUGCAUUGGCAAUUACCUUUCUUUUUUGUCAAUGGUCUUAACAAUGAAUUGCAGAUUUGUGAUUUGUCAUCUCUCUCUCAAUGUAGGAGGGUUUGAUUAUUUUGGAAAAGUAUUGAAAGAAUUACAUUUGAUUUUCUUUUUAUUGUAGUUAAAAAAAAGUAUACUCCCUC